Molecule: messenger RNA, 1318 nt
Organism: Cyanistes caeruleus (blue tit)
Lineage: Eukaryota; Metazoa; Chordata; Aves; Passeriformes; Paridae
Source: RefSeq, a predicted model, not a curated record
UUUGUCUGUGUUGCUGUGUGUCACAGAGCUUUGUCUUCCAAGGAACGCUGUUAAAACAUCACAGAACACUCUGUUUUCAGUUCAAGAAAGCUGUCCUUGUCUCUUCUGUUAAACUUGGAUGCUGGCUUUUAAAAUAAUGGAUGGAUUUUCAAAUAGUCACAAGAAGAAGGCAUUGAACAAUGCACCUUUUGCUGGUUGCUCAAAGGGCUUCUGUUAGUAGGGGCUUUUCUCUCACUAUGGUGAAGUAAGAAGGGGUUGUAAAAUUUCUGCUGGUAAGAAAUGUAAAAACUACGAAGUCAUUGCAGUUGCUGACUUGGCCAAAGCUGAGAAAUUUAUAAAUUUUUAAUCCUACUGAUGCAGAAAUGCUUUGGGACAGUGCUUACAGAGGAGGGUCAAGACCACCUGGAGACCAGUGGAAAGCAGCUGCAAUGACUGUGAGCAACCCUGUGGAGAAAGUGGCCUAUCUUGUAGUAUUCCAUAUUCUCUUUGUGCUCUUUGUGUGGACAUAUUGGAAGUCUGUUUUCACUCUCCCAAUACAACCAGGCAAAAAGUUCCACAUGUCCUACGCUGACCAGGAGCGCUAUGAGAACGAGGAGAGGCCCGAGGUGCAGCGGCAGAUCCUCGCCGAGAUCGCCAGGAAGCUGCCGGUGUACACGAGGACAGGGAAUGGAGGGAUUCGCUUCUGUGACAGAUGCCAGCUGAUCAAACCUGAUCGUUGUCACCAUUGCUCUGUUUGUGCCAUGUGUGUGCUAAAAAUGGAUCAUCACUGUCCAUGGGUGAAUAACUGCAUUGGAUUUUCUAACUACAAAUUCUUUCUACUGUUCUUAGCCUAUUCUUUGUUGUAUUGCUUGUAUAUUGCUGCAACAGUCUUCAAGUAUUUCAUUAAGUAUUGGACAGUAAGUCAUGAAAUCCAGUUCCUUUUUCAUCUCCUGUCAGUCUCGUGGGCUUCAGUGACUCUCGGUGCUUUGUUGCUCUCAGGCAGUGAAGGAAGGGGCUGCAUUUUCCUGGGAGGUGUUUCCUGGGCCCUUUGGGUGUCCACCUCCUGUUAGAUGUGCAAAAUGCACAGAGCAAGAAGCAAGCAGCCUUCAGGAAUUUCAGCCUGUAGAUUAUUUUCUGGCAGAGAGCUUCUGUCCCUCCCCUGUCCUUAUGUUUGCAUGGGUGUCCCUUGGAAAGUUUGGCAUUGAUGUGUAGGAUUCUGGCAAUGAUUUGUACAUAUUUACUGAAAAGAAAAAAACGUGUCAGAAAACCAUGUUCAUUUUCUAACCCCCAUAGGCCUCCUUUUUCAAUUUAAAAACAGUGAUGCAAACGAGGCUUUUAU